AUGCGCCCCUCCAUCCUCCUCGCACCCCUCGCCUCCGUCCUCCUCACCGCCCCCGUCCUCCCCGUCACAGCCCAAGACCUCCUCGGCGGCGUCCUCUCGGACGUCGCCUCCGCCGUGUCCAGUGUCGCCACCGUCAUCGGCAGCCAAACCACCAACGAACCACUCAUCACGUCGGUAGCCUCGGAGAUCGUCUCCGCCGCGAGUUCGUUGACCAGCGACGCCAGCGUGAUCAGCCAGUAUAGCAGCUUGAUCGACGGACUUUCCAGCCAGAUCGCGAGCGUGACCUCUAGUGUUGGUUCUGUUGUUUCUACUGCUACGGAGAGUGCGGGCGCGAGUGCAAGCUCCAGUACGAGUGCCAGUGCGAAUGCCAGCGGGACAGAAAGUGGGAAUGCAGGAGGCAGGAUGGUCGUGCCAGGCUGGGCUGCCGCGGCGAUGGGCGCAGGUGUUGGAAUCGGAGUCGGUGCUGGUAUUGUGUUCUAA
This is a messenger RNA of Cladophialophora yegresii CBS 114405, 480 nucleotides long. RefSeq lists its product as uncharacterized. Bases 1 to 480 code for a protein of 159 amino acids. The transcript has a single exon. The record is from RefSeq and is a predicted model, not a curated record. Lineage: Eukaryota; Fungi; Ascomycota; Eurotiomycetes; Chaetothyriales; Herpotrichiellaceae.